Molecule: messenger RNA, 695 nt
Organism: Cynara cardunculus var. scolymus (artichoke)
Lineage: Eukaryota; Viridiplantae; Streptophyta; Magnoliopsida; Asterales; Asteraceae
Product: glutaredoxin-C13-like
Exons: 1
Coding region: 104-412 (102 amino acids)
Cellular component (GO): nucleus; cytoplasm
Source: RefSeq, a predicted model, not a curated record
AUCCCAUCUCCCUCUUCAAGAAAAACUCCCAACCAUCGGAUCACAUUCUGAUCUAGAUUUGAUCCGAGAGGUUUUUGAAGCCCAAAUUUCCCUACCCUUUGUGAUGGAGAAGAUACAAUCAUUGACAUCCGAGAAUGGAGUUGUCAUAUUCACCAAGAGUACCUGUUGCUUGUGCUAUGCUGUCACCAUUCUGUUCCAAGAACUUAGGGUGAACCCCGUAGUUUAUGAGAUAGACCAAGAUCCCGAGGGUAGGGAGAUGGAGAAGGCUCUUCCGAAGCAAGGGUGCAACUCGCCCCCCGUGCCAGCUGUCUUCAUAGGGGGCAAGCUUGUGGGGUCCACCAAUGAGGUCAUGUCCCUCCACCUAAGCGGCUCUCUCAUUCCACUGCUGAAGCCGUAUCAGUCCCUGUCUUAAACAAACCGCCACUCUGGCUUAAUGGGUACGAAUCAUCUGAAGGAAUAAGGUUGGCUCAAGACCGUGAUCAAUAGUAAUCUAUUCAACUAGACUGUGUUCUGUAUUAUUAGUACUCUCAUAGCUUUUCAUUAGCUUAAUUAAGCUUCUAGUGGGGGUAAGGAAGAUUGUCUUUUAGGCUAUUAUGAUUAUCAUUAGUUUUUAGAUUAUGAAUGUAGCUUAAUUUAAUCUGUUUAACAUGUGUUUGAUGAAAACACGUGGAUAUCGUUCAGAUGAAUGUGAUUAU